Messenger RNA from Sphaeramia orbicularis (orbiculate cardinalfish), 6413 nucleotides. RefSeq names its product forkhead box P2 (gene foxp2). The record is from RefSeq and is a predicted model, not a curated record. NCBI's taxonomy places the organism in Eukaryota, Metazoa, Chordata, Actinopteri, Kurtiformes, Apogonidae. Gene Ontology annotation, biological process: regulation of transcription by RNA polymerase II. Gene Ontology annotation, cellular component: nucleus. Gene Ontology annotation, molecular function: DNA-binding transcription repressor activity, RNA polymerase II-specific; RNA polymerase II cis-regulatory region sequence-specific DNA binding.
CGCUUCUUCUUGCUCGCAUUGCGCGUCAUUCAAACAGGACUCAGUGUACUGCUUUCCCCUCUGUUGCAUUAGUAAUAACAGCGGCGUUGACGGGAGACAGCAGGAGAGAGUGUGUGUGUGUCUCCGACAGCAGUGCCCAGCGGAGGAAUAUUUGAGCUUUUUAUUUACUCUGCAGCUUGUUGUUCAUUUUCUCUGCGUUAUGGUGAACUUGGACAGUCACGUGUGAAGAUCUCUGCAAGUGUAGAGGACGACUGCUUCUCACCUGGCGUGUCCCUUUGACUUUACCGUGAGGGAAAUUAUACCUGCCAUUUUUCCUGAUAGCUGACAUUGCUGGCCUCCUUCCACUCCAGUGACGGACAACAACAGCAAGUUUUCUCCCCAAGGGAUGAAAUAUGCCCACUCUGUGCCCGUAAGAACAAGCAGAAGUCACGCACUGUAAAGUACAAAGCGGUUUUAAAUCAUGAUGAUGCAGGAGUCGGCCACAGAGACAAUAAGCAACAGUUCAAUGAGUCAAAAUGGAAUGAGCACCCUAAGCAGCAGCCAAUUAGAGGCUGGCAGUAGAGAUGGGAGAUCAAGCGCUGGUGACACGAGCAGCGAAGUAAGCACAGUCGAGCUGCUGCAUCUGCAACAACAGCAGGCCCUACAAGCAGCGAGGCAAUUACUCUUACAGCAGCCAGGCAGUGGCCUGAAAUCUCCAAAGAGCCAGGACAAGCAGCGUCCACUGCAGGUUCCAGUGUCAGUGGCCAUGAUGAGUCCCCAGGUGAUCACACCGCAACAGAUGCAACAGAUCCUCCAGCAGCAGGUGCUCUCCCCCCAGCAGCUCCAGGCCUUGCUCCAGCAGCAGCAGGCUGUCAUGCUGCAGCAGCAACACCUGCAGGAGUUUUAUAAGAAACAACAGGAGCAGCUUCAUCUGCAGCUUCUUCAGCAACAGCACCCUGGCAAGCAGGCUAAAGAGCAACAGCAGCAGCAGCAGCAGCUGGCCGCCCAGCAGCUCGUCUUCCAGCAGCAGCUCCUGCAGAUGCAGCAGCUCCAGCAGCAGCAGCACCUGCUCAACAUGCAGCGGCAGGGCCUACUCUCGCUGCCUGGGCCCGCUCCUGGCCAAGCCGCUCUGCCCGGACAGACGCUGCCCCCGCAAGCUGGCCUGAGCCCUGCAGAGCUCCAGCAGUUAUGGAAAGACGUGACUGGAGGGGGUGGUCACACCUUGGAGGACAACGGCAUCAAACACAACAGCAACAACCAGCACUGGUGCUGGUGGGGGUGGUGCGGUUUAGACCUCUCCACCAACAACUCUUCUUCAACUACCUCCUCCUCCAAUCCCGCCAAAGCAUCACCACCCAUCUCUCACCAUUCUAUCGCCAACGGACAGUCGCCCGUCCUCAACCACAGACGAGAGAGGGAAAGGGAACGGGAAAGAGAGCGAGAGAGUUCACUACAUGAAGAAAGUGGAGGGUCCCAUCCCCUUUAUGGUCAUGGAGUGUGUAAGUGGCCCGGCUGUGAAAGCAUCUGCGAGGACUUCGGACAGUUUUUAAAGCACUUAAACAAUGAACAUGCCCUAGAUGAUCGGAGCACAGCCCAAUGCAGAGUCCAGAUGCAAGUCGUACAGCAGCUGGAAAUACAACUUUCUAAAGAACGUGAGCGUCUUCAGGCGAUGAUGACCCACUUGCACAUGCGGCCCUCGGAACCCAAGUCAUCUCCCAAACCACUCAACUUGGUGUCCAGCGUCACCAUGUCCAAGAACCUGCCCUCAGCAUCACCUCCCAACUUACCUCAGACACCCACCACGCCCACAGCACCUAUCACGCCCAUGGCCCCCAUGCCCCAGGUGCCAUCAGUACUGGGUGGAGCAAACGUCCCCAGUAUGGGGGCCAUGCGUAGACGCCACUCUGACAAAUACUCCAUGCCUCUGUCGUCAGGUGGUGACACAGUAUAUUUUCCAGAGAUUGCCCCAAACUACGUUUAUAAGAACUCAGAUGUCAGGCCCCCAUUUACUUAUGCAACCCUCAUAAGACAGGCUAUCAUGGACUCUGCCGACAUGCAGGUUAACUUAAAUGAAAUCUACAGCUGGUUCACACGCACGUUCGCCUACUUCAGACGCAAUGCUGCAACUUGGAAGAACGCUGUUCGCCACAACCUCAGUCUGCACAAGUGCUUUGUGCGUGUGGAGAACGUAAAAGGGGCCGUGUGGACAGUAGACGAGGUGGAGUACCAGAAACGCAGGUCACAAAAGAUCACAGGAAGCCCAUCACUUGUCAAGAACCUGCCCUCCAGUCUUGGCUAUGGAACUGCACUAAAUGCCAGCUUACAGGCUGCCCUGGCGGAGACCUCCCUGCCUUUGCUCGGGACCCCCGGUCUCAUGAACAGCAGCGCCGCAGGCCCAUUGGGUUGCCACGGCCUCCUGGGAGGAGAUCCCUCUGGACUGACAGGUGGAAGUCCACGUCUGCUGGGCGGGAGUCCACCAGGACUACUGGGUGGCAGUCCUCCUGGUACACUGAGGGGAAGCCCCCCAUCCCUGUUGCAGUCCGCCCAUGAGGAACUCAACGGCACGCUUGACCACCUGGACACCAACGGACACAGCAGCCCCGGUUACUCCCCCCCAGUACACAUGCCACCAGUUCACGUCAAGGAGGAGCCACUUAACAUGGAAGACGACGACUGUCCGAUGUCACUGGUGACGACAGCCAAUCACAGUCCAGAGCUGGAUGAUGACCGGGAGCUUGAGGAAGGGAACUUAUCAGAAGAUCUGGAGUGACUAGGAUACAGUUUUUGGUCGACGUAUCCCUUCACCCAGCCGCACUGUUUCUCUCACACAGACCUCCUGCAAGACUAGAAAAACCACUCCACAGUCUAAGAAACCACAGCUGACUCUCUCUUUGUCUCUCUCACCACUGGGACUAUUUAUUGAGCAUGAAUCCGGAUGGAGACUUGUCCAAAGGAACUCUUUGUUGCAGCCCUUUGGAAUCCCUAAACAUGACAGACAUGAGAUGUCUGAUUAAAAAAUUAACUCUCUGAGACCUGUUUCAUUAGAGAUGGCGUGGCCACACACAGUACAAGGAUGAUGGACUCAUGGAUGGGGGGAAAAACAUGAAACAAAUGAAUAAAUCAUGUUCAGUUGAAAGCUAGCGGCCUCAUAUACUGCCAAAAAGGAAGACGUUUUAUGUUUGUGAAUAAUCCAACCCACAGUAGUUGUUAAUGUCUAGAGACAAUUGCUGGUUCAAUUCAAGUUGUUGCUCUGUUAUCAUUUGCACAGGAGUAGUCUCAGAAAUUUGUGUCACUGCCUGUAUGUCGCUACUAUUAUGAAAACCAGUAUAUUAUUUUCAGCUUUUUCCAUUUUUUUAUUUCAAAGUAUAAUUUUAAACACCACCAACUGUAAAUGCCAUUCCCUAAAUCACACCAGUAAAGGAACUGCGGUACCAAGACUGUGGUUGCAGCUGUCCAAAAAAGAGAAAAAAAAAGGAAAAAAAAGUUGGCUUCCAGUCUAUUAUAUGUUUGUGAUAAAGAGUCAAAAAACUGGAAAUGAAGUUGGGAAAAAAUACUUGUUUGUGUAAAGCACCAUUUACAAAACAAAUGCAUUUCUGCAUAAUUUUCUUCUUUGCUGUUCUCCUUACCUCCUCGUUCUAAAGCUUUGUCUACCUGCAAACAGUCACAGGCAACAGCUAGAAACCAAAGCCAACACUAGCAAUGGCCAAUAGCUUAUAGACAGAAGCCACCAAACUCCUCUUGGUCCGUCUUCUGUGACUUUAAACUAGUACAAAGAGAAGCUUUUGUUCCGCAAACUACCUUCGAAUAACCUCUGGGAUUGUUUCAUUUAGCCCUAUACAAAGAUGAUUGCGCUAAAGAGAGAGGGGAAAUAAAUGCUGAUUUUGAUGUGUAAUUUGAUAACUCAUUGAGCGUCCACUUUGGAGUCUAGAGGAGAUUUUCUGCCAGGUGUGUGGUAGGUAGAAGGUGAUCCAGGCAAUUUGUGCUGAUGAUUUGACUGGCAGAGAGCAGCUAACUGCAAAAGUGGAUUAUGACCAAAACAAAACAUUUGUGUAUUCAAUGGAAGUGCAGAAUCAUUGUGUUGUUGUAAAGUUUAUUUUGAUUUUAUUUUUUUCUUUUCUAUGCAUCACACAUACAGGUCUUUUUUUGUUGUUGUUUUUGUUUAUUUUUGUUUUGUUUUUUGUUUUUUUCCAAACUGGUGAAUAUGUAGUGUUCUAAGUGGGACUGUCAAAAUAACGUCACGUCUUAUUUCCAUGGCGGUUUUGUUCCAAGCCGCGUCGAAACCGAAACUGAAAACAACGCUAACCAAACAUGAAAAAUAUCUAGUGAAGCCAAAUAAGUCAUAAUUUCAAGUUGAUAUGAAAUGAUGUGGCUUGGUUACCAUGUAAAAGCAAAUAAUAAUAGCCAUGCAGAUGAGGAUAUCUAAGGUGAAAGGUAACCUUUUCUAGGUGAUAUUUGCUUUAACUUGCCAUCAAAUGCUCAUUGGUGUGGUUUGUAGCUUCUUAACUAUAUGGAUGCAACCAGUGUUGGUGGAGGAGGUAACAUCCUCACUGCACUGUUGUACUCUGUAUAGGUAGCCAGCUUUUUUUCUAACACACUUCGUAUUUACUGAGACUAAAGAGAGGUAGUUGUUGUGGCGACUACGUCCCAUCAUUUCCUUCACAGCUAAUGUCAUCUAGAAAAGUGUUGUUGCUUUAAUGGUCAUUUCUGUUUUCAGUAAACCAAAGUUACACAAAAUUCUGCCUCCUCUUGUAUGGGAUAAAGAAAUGAUAAAAACAACCACACACACCCUGUCAGAGACGAACACACACAUGCAGACCUUUAGCUUUAGGUCUGCUGACAUUAUUGUUUAAAGCUGCAGGAAACGCAUGGUGUCAAAGAACCGAGCGGUGGUUUUGUAUUGUGCUGUGAUGACCAGUGUGUCUGCCUGCUCAGACCAAAACAGAAACACAACAUGCGUAUGUUGUUUUCAAGUGUUGUGCCAAGCUGGAAGAAAAUGGCUGCAAGAGCUUAACACGCAGACAUGUGCAGUACUGUACGAACACACACUAAAAGUAAAAGAAUACACACACUCACACAUACGCACACAUACACACACACAUGCCAGUUCCACGUCAAGAGGGUACUGGGCCCAGGAACAAAGCUUAUCCCUUCAAUACUUAGCUGGAGUCAGCAAAAUGACUUGAAGACGACGUUCUUAAUAAUCUUAUCACACCAAAUAAAAAGGACGCUGCGUCUUUCAAAAAAAAAAAAAAAAAAAAAAGGGUUCUCCUACCACUUUCCCAAAAAGGCUUUCUAAAAGCUUCUACCUCUGCACAACAAAUUCAGAACAAUUAUGACAGAUUGCACGAGUUAUUAGAAUGCCACAAGAGCUGUUACACUUUACUACGCUUGUCUCAUAGGACGUGGCUCAAACCAACGUUUACAUUCCCUGCGUCAAGAUAUGGAAGAUUUGCAUUGUAAUAGGUUGUCCUCAAACAUUUGUAGAAUGAUAAUGUAUAGAUUACCUGUAAGGGAAUAUUGUGUUUUUAAAAUGCAUGUCUAAAAAUCAUUUGGUGGACUGGAAACAAGAACUAAUAAAAAGAACAUAAUAAAAAUCUUUGGGACGAUGGCCUACAUGUACGUACAAUGCAUAGGAGUGCAUUACCUCAGAUAUACUGUUUUGGGAGGGAUAAAACCUGUCAGCCACAGAAUGCAUAUUACCUGUAGAUUUGCAUGGGUUUUGUAUAAAUUAAGUAAAAAAAAAUGUCUAAAAUAGUUGCUUGCACAUAAUACCAGAAAGACCUCCAGAACUGCGAUCUGCUCCUCCACUAGAUUUUAGGAUUGUCUGGAUUUUCUGGGUUGAUUUUGUCUGUAUUUUGAUAACUGUGCAUACUUAUGUAAAAAAAUGUUGGUGGACCCAUAAAUUUACCAGACUUUUUUCUAAGAGGAAAAAAAAAUCUCAGUGUUUCUUUUCUGACUUACCUGAAUUUUUACUGUUUCUCUCUCAUUGCUCGCUAAGAAUAGCAAACCUGCUUUUUCUGCAUCUGCUUUGCGUAGCUGUAAGGCUUAACCUAAUGUGUGUAUUUAUUGCUUGUACCUCUGUGCAUACUUUAUGAAGCAUUAUGUCUGGCAGUUGAGUCAUGUAUCCUUUCUACUGCUAUCCUUCUCUAAUAAUUGGGAAUAUGAUCCCCCUAUGUAUACAGUAAAUUGGGACUGUAGCAAACAUAUGUUUAUGUAAUUGGUGAAAACUUUUUCGUUUGUUUGUUUCAUUUCCUUUUGAUCGAGAUUCAGCUACUUUUUUUGAUACUUUUCAUUACUGUGUACUGUGUCCAUACGUUAAGGUUCUCUGACAUUAGAAGGUCAUGGUUGAGAAUUGUAACAGACGUUAUUAUUUUCUGUAUUCAUGGCAUUUCACUGCUGAAUAAAAUAAAGGACCAAAACUUGGAAUUUGAAAA